Molecule: messenger RNA, 2013 nt
Organism: Aureobasidium pullulans EXF-150
Lineage: Eukaryota; Fungi; Ascomycota; Dothideomycetes; Dothideales; Saccotheciaceae
Product: Sec1-like protein
Exons: 4
Coding region: 1-2013 (670 amino acids)
Biological process (GO): intracellular protein transport; vesicle-mediated transport
Cellular component (GO): CORVET complex; fungal-type vacuole
Source: RefSeq, a predicted model, not a curated record
AUGGCGCCCCAUGCGGAGAUAAAUCCCCAAGACAUUACCGAAAGGGCGCGCAGAGAUCUGCUCCAACUGCUCGAAGGCGUUCCUGGCAAGAAGAAUCUUGUGAUUGAAAAGUCCCUCGCCGGUCCAAUUGGCUUGCUCGUCAAGUUCAGUACUUUGCAGGAGUAUGGAGUCGACAAGGUCUUCUACGUAGAGAACCGCAAUGUCGACGAUUCUCAACGCAACAUCGUCUUUCUUGCUAGAGGCGAGAAGCCAAAGGAUGUUCAACUCAUAGCUGAACAGAUUAGUCAAAUCCGUCAAGAAAGCAAAACCGAUCAUGAAUUCUCCGUCUUUUGGGUGCCCAGACGAACUCUCGUCAGUGACCGGAUUCUCGAAGAAAAUGGUGUACUGGGAGAAGUGACCAUUGGCGAAUGCCCCCUCUUCUUGAUCCCUCUGGAACCCGAUCUUCUGUCGCUUGAACUUGAAGAUGCUUUCAGUGAUCUGUAUCUGCGCAAAGAUCCCACAGCCAUUUUCCUUGCCGCCACAGCAUUGAUGAGACUGCAAAAGUCUACCGGUCUCUUCCCUCGCAUCCUAGGCAAGGGUGACAAUGCGAAGAAACUCGCCGAUCUGCUCAUCCGUAUGCGCUCGGAAGAGGAAGCCAGCGCAUCGUCUGCUACCUCGAAAUCACCAUCGACCUUUGGCUUGACGCCGAGUGCAGUCGUAGAGAAUGUCAUUAUCAUCGAUCGCGAGGUCGACUUCUUCACACCUCUCAUGACCCAACUAACAUACGAAGGUCUCAUCGACGAGGUUUUUGGCGUCCGUCACAAUCAGACCGAAGUAGACACAUCAAUCGUCGGAGCAGCACCUCAACAGCAGAAGCCCCAAGGAGCAGCAGGUGCAGCAGGAGGCUCUACGCAAGCAGCCACAAAACGCAAGAUCCAGCUUGACAGCUCCGACAAACUUUAUCCUCAACUCAGAGACUGUAACUUCGCCGUCGUAGGACCUCUACUGAACAGAACCGCACGUCGCCUCCAAGCCGACUACGAAUCCCGCCAUAAAGCAGAUCAAUCAAUCUCGGACCUCAAAACGUUCGUCGCAAAACUCCCUUCUUACCAAGCCGAGCAAGCCUCUCUCAAAAUCCACACCUCCAUGGCCGAGGAGAUCAUGAAGACUACCCGCAGCGAAAUCUUUGGUCGCGUCCUUGAGGUGCAGCAGAACUUUGCUGCAGGAGCCGAUCCCAGCAGCAUGAACGACAACCUUGAAGAGCUAAUCGCCAGAGAUAUCCCUCUAUCAACAAUCCUACGCUUGCUGUCUCUCGAAUCUUGCGUCGCCGGCGGCAUCCGCGCCCGCGACAUGGAGAAUCUAAAACGUCAAAUCAUGUACGCUUACGGUCACCAACACCUCCUCACCUUUGCCGCUCUGGAAAAGAUGGGCCUAGUGACCCUUCGCGCAUCCAAUACUGGCUAUCUCAAUCCCAUGAGCGGUAUCAACUCUGGAAACACCGAUUACAAUUCCAUCCGCAAAACGUUGAAACUCUUCGUUGACGAGGUCGACGAGCAAGAUCCCACAGAUAUCUCAUAUGUGUUUUCCGGCUAUGCGCCACUGAGUGUGAGAUUGGUGCAAUGUGUGUUGCAGAAACAACUCCUCGCUCGUCUUUCAAACCCUAGAUCUUCCUCUACGCCCAACGCCAAUGGGGGUGCUGGAAACGGUACACCUACUCCUCAAGCCACUGGAUGGAAAGGCUUUGAAGAUGUGUUGGCGAGGAUCAAAGGCGCUACUGUUGAUGAAGUGCAAAAGGGCUCGAAUGCAGAGGCUUCGCAGGCUAGACAGACACUCAGAGGUGGCAGUGGAAGUGGCAGGAAAACUACAAUCGUGUUUUUCCUGGGUGGAGUCACGUUUGCGGAGAUUGCGGCGUUGAGGUUUAUGGGUGAGCAGUUGGGGGAUAAGAAGAAGAUUGUUAUUGCGACUACGGGCAUUUUAUCUGGCGAUGCUGCUGUUGAGGCUGCCAUGGAGAAGAGGGCCUUUGGUCGUAUGUAA